Messenger RNA from Megalopta genalis, 624 nucleotides. It is a transcript of the gene AIMP3, whose product is annotated as aaRS-interacting multifunctional protein 3. NCBI's taxonomy places the organism in Eukaryota, Metazoa, Arthropoda, Insecta, Hymenoptera, Halictidae. The record is from RefSeq and is a predicted model, not a curated record. Gene Ontology annotation, biological process: positive regulation of DNA damage response, signal transduction by p53 class mediator. Gene Ontology annotation, cellular component: nucleus; aminoacyl-tRNA synthetase multienzyme complex; cytoplasm.
AUUUUUCAAACAUAACCUACAACCGUCGUAGACGAAUACAAAAAGUACAGAAGCUAGGUGUAGAUAAAAUUUGCAACCAUGGUUCUAUGUAACGUUCAAUGUUUAGAAAAGAUUUCAAAUUACUUAGACGUAUCACCAGUACAGUCAGAAAUGCAUGAAAAUGUAGUUGUUAGCACGGAACAAACGUCUAAUAAAACAACUGAAGGAUUUGGCACGAUAAUUCAAUCAUUGAUCAAGAGUUCUAAAUGCCCUGAAAUACUUGGUAGUAACAGUGAGGAGGAAGCUUUAUCACGUCAAUGGCUCGAGUAUGCUGUAGUUUGUAUUAAUUAUGCUGAUACUCUCGCUAACACGAAGAGGAUUUUACAGGAACUAAAUAUUGCUCUGAGAGACAACACAUACCUAACUGGCACAAAGAAAACUAUUGCUGACAUAACAUUGUAUUAUGUCCUACACUCAAUAAUGCAAAAAUUGACUUACCAGGAAAAGGCUCAGUAUGUGCAUGUGUCAAGGUGGUUUGAUAACAUGCAACAAGAGAAAAAGUUAAGGCAACAAUUAGAUAUGAUUUCCUUUUAUCUGUUACAUUUAUUCUUAUGAAUUUGAAAUAUAUGUGCAAUCAUGGAUUAA